Messenger RNA from Astrephomene gubernaculifera, 3093 nucleotides. The record is from the annotation of a GenBank genome assembly. Lineage: Eukaryota; Viridiplantae; Chlorophyta; Chlorophyceae; Chlamydomonadales; Astrephomenaceae.
GGUCAUCAAGCAUACGUUUAAAUAUACAAUUACUGACACUUUUGUUAUUUGUGUUCCAUUCCAGACCGCAACUAGACUUUGCGCCUCUGCGCAUCAACUCCGAUGAAGCCUCGUCUAGGAAGUGUACUCUUUACGUGAGGCAGAACUGGAGCGAGCGCCUCUUCUCGAAGUGGAGGUUGAAACUGGUGUCAGCGCACUUUGACCACCGAAGUCCUUUCUAGAGCAGUUGGUGUAGCCUGCACUUGCGGAGUCUAUACGGGCGUGAGACAAUAUGGGCAACCUGUGUUCUUGCGUUGGAGAUGCCCAACAAAAUGCUAGCAGCCCAGCGGCUGUGGCGACUGGCUCUCCGCCCAGUAAGCCUCCGCCCCGCAAGGAGCCAGGGCCAAUGGACAUAAUAGAGCAGGCCUUGGAGGAAGCAAAGCGAGAGCUUGAGAAGAAUCGCGGGCACGACUUUAACGAUAAAUAUAAAGUCAGCAAGCUGGUUGGCCACGGGGCUUUUGCAAAGGUGAUGAUUUGCUCUCACAAAGACACGCACGAGAAGUACGCCGUGAAGACGGUGCAAAAGAACGCGGAGGACCCCGGCAAGCAGCGGGAAGGCAUCCUCAAGGAGAUAGCAAUUAUGCGCCUUCUUUGCGACCACCCCAAUACUAUUAAGCUGUAUGAAGUGUUCGAGGACAAGGAGAGCUACCACCUCAUCCUGGAGCUGUGCAGCGGUGGUGAGCUGUUUGACCAGAUUAUCGCCAAGGGUCACUUCAGCGAAAAGGACGCGGCGGAGAAAAUGCACUGCCUCUUAGAUUUUAUCAACUACGCACACUCUAAGAACAUUAUACACCGUGAUCUGAAGCCAGAAAACAUCCUGCUGUCGGAUAAGACACCACACGCGGUGCUGAAAGUUAUUGACUUCGGCACCAGUGACUUCUGCCUGGAUGGCCAACGGCUUAGUCAGAAGUUUGGGACGCCGUACUACGUUGCCCCGGAGGUUCUUAAGAAGGACUACGACAAAUCAGCGGACAUCUGGAGCGCCGGGGUCAUCAUGUUCAUCCUGCUGUGCGGCUAUCCGCCCUUCGGGGGCAAGACGGACGCUAAGAUCUUGCAGCGCGUACAAGCAGGGCAAUUCUCUUUUGACGGGAAGGAGUGGGAGGUGGUGACGGAGGCCGCGAAGGAUAUGAUCUCCAACAUGCUGGUCAUGGACACCGCUAAGCGCGCCACCGCCAAGCAGCUGCUGCAGCACCGCUGGUUCCAGGUGGCGGCCACCGCGCCGGCGGCGGCGCUGGGAGCACACAUGGUCAAGCGCCUGCGCGCUUUCGCGGGCAUGAGCCGCAUGAAGCGCCUGGCGCUGGUGGUGCUGGCGAGGACGCUAACGGACAACGAUGUAAAGCGUUUGCGGGAGCUGUUUGUGGCCAUGGACACGAACAACGACGGCCGCAUCGACAGCCAGGACCUGCACAAAGCCCUGGAGAAGGUGGGCGCCGCCAUCGACGAGCACGAGAUGCAGGACCUCUUCCACGCCUCGGACAUAGACGGCACUGGCCAGAUUGACUACGAGGAGUUCAUCGCCGCAAUGCUCGACUCGAACCGCGUCGCGCGGCGCAAGGAGGCGGUGCGCAAGUCGUUUGAGGAGCUUGAUAAGGACGGUGACGGCUUCAUCACGGCGGAGGACCUGGUGAAGGUGAUGCCGCGCGGCUCCUCGAUCGAGCUGGCGCGGGAAAUGGUGAACGAGGUGGACAAGAACAACGACGGGCGCGUGGACUAUGCGGAGUUCGAGAAGAUGAUGCAAUCCUAACCUUGACGCGCGUGGAGGAUGGGCGUUGACGAAGAAAGGCUUACUUUUCUUGCUUGCAGCCAGGAACAGGCGAGCGGUGUUCCCGGGAGUUCCAGAGACAGGACUUGUGGCUGAGUUUGGGGAAGACUUUUAGGAACGCGUUGGUGCUUUAGGGUGCCCUCUUCGAACAAAAGGUUAAACUUAGCUGUGGGGACAAUGGGUCGUUUUAUCUUGGAAAGUCCUUGCUUAACCUAUUGACGCUUGCAUUUCUGUCCGCGACUGGUCUGACCGAAGCGCAUCUCGUGCGCUGGGGGCAUGCGCAUAACGUGGCAGCGAGUUGAGGUAUACUCGUGGCGAAGGGGAGGCGAUGUGUGCAUGGGUGUGAGGGGAUGCGGUGGCACCAUUGCCACUGUGUGCUUUCAGCGCGCCUCAAGUAUGGGCGGGUUUACGGGGUCCUGAAGUGUUGACUCUUUCACCGGUGCGUCCUUUAAUUUGGCCUGACUAGGGUUUUGACCUCGGCAAGGUUCAGGUAGCUCAGCUGAUGAUCUUGUCCUAUUCCGAUGCUGUCCUGUGCUCCACAAGGGGGUACGUUUUGCACUGACUGUCCUAACCCAUUUUGUAUGGAACUGCUUGAGGGCCAACCCGUCCAAAGGGUCAUGCGGCUGGCGUCGGCCAGUACGGCGCGAGAGGUGGUAUUUGGAGGGGGUGAAGUGGUAAAUGCAGUAUGCAUGUCACAGGCGGCGCACAGUGAUAGGGUGCGCCGGGGGCUGUGGUAGGGCUUGCUAAGCGUGAGCGCGCUGUGUGCCUUAAGAGCGCGGAUACGCUGGGUCAUGGGACAACUGUCCUGUAAUGGCACUGCGCUUUUAGCAUCUUGCAUUAUAGGGGAAACACUUGUGCUAGGCGUUUCCCUUGUGUUGGCGGUGGUUGCGACGGUCGCAAACGGUACAGGCUCAGUUGCUCCUUCGUGUACGGCGGGCAAGUUUUUGAGACGGUCGACAAAAGUAUUGUAGUUGAUUUGGGUUUGAUCUUCAAUUGUUAUAUCGUAACAUUUGUGCUAUAUAUGGGCUCCUUGCGCCCGCACACUACUAAAAACUGUAAAUAGCUUCCAGAACCAUUCCUUUCCUUCACUGUUACGGGGCAGCUAAGGCGCUUCUGCACGUAAGACGAUAGAGGAAACCAUAUAUUACCAGAACUAACAUAGCAAACACGCAAGGGCACUUGCCCAGUAAAGAUACUAGAAACCGGUUACCAUGCGCUUUAGAGUGGAGCAAUUUGCGCUGGCAGCGGCUGCACUUCUAUUUGUCAGCUACGCCAGCGCAGACAACCUUAUG